This is a messenger RNA of Racocetra persica, 366 nucleotides long. Lineage: Eukaryota; Fungi; Glomeromycota; Glomeromycetes; Diversisporales; Gigasporaceae. The record is from the annotation of a GenBank genome assembly.
AUGACAGCUUCAACUUCUAAACAUCUUAAAAUUUUGAGUAAAGUUGUUGGAUCAAAUAAAUACUCUUUAAAAGCUUCAUUAGUUGGAAUUGUUCAAGAGGCAUCUGAUUUUAAGCAUGGAGAAAAUGCAAUUAUUAAAGUUUUAAAAAGAGAAUAUGACAUUAGUAAUGGUAAAGUUCCAUCAUUAGUGAAGUCAACUCAUUCUAAGCUUUUGUCAAUUUAUCAUAAUAUUUGUAAAGAAUCUGAAAAAAUAUUCAAGCAUAGCAAAAUUGAAGAGAUAAAGAAGAUAUCUGUUUAUAAAGUAGUUCACAAUACUAGAAAGUCAUCUGGUUUUAAGACAAAUGUUGUUGAUAUUGAAAAUGAAUAG